AUGGCUCCGCCAUGGCGCGUCAUGGCUCCAAGGCUUGCCACCAAACUUGAGCGAAUCCCACCUCCGGCCACUCCAGUGAGUUCUUCAGUCGGGUCUAAAAUGGCAGCAACAUCAGCAAGUGCCCUUUCAAUCGGAUCAACAUCUCAUGCCUCCAAACCUACCCAACUUUUACAACCCAAAACAUUUGGUGUCAAUUUCACCUCCCGAAACAAUCUCAAAUCCUCAUCCUUCCUAAACAAGGAAAGCACCGCAGCUCUCCAUUACUCUCUCACCCAAAAACCCCAAAACCACCACCAACCACCACCAUCCGCCCUCAAAAUCCAAGCAUCUUUCAAAGUCGCCAUCCUAGGUGCCGCCGGCGGAAUCGGCCAACCGCUCGCCCUUCUAGUCAAAAUGUCACCGCUAGUCUCCGACCUCCACCUCUACGAUAUUGCAAACGUGAAAGGUGUAGCCGCCGAUCUCAGCCACUGCAACACCCCAUCCCGCGUCCGUGAUUUCACCGGAAACUCUGAACUCGCCGCCUGUCUAAAAGACGUCGAUGUCGUUGUCAUUCCCGCCGGAGUCCCGAGAAAGCCCGGAAUGACACGCGAUGACCUUUUCAACAUCAACGCCGGAAUCGUGAAAACCUUGAUAGAAUCCGUAGCCGAUAACUGCCCGGACGCGUUCAUCCACAUCAUCAGCAACCCGGUCAACUCAACCGUCCCGAUCGCCGCCGAGGUCUUGAAGCAGAAAGGCGUGUACAAUCCCAAAAAGCUCUUCGGUGUCACCACUCUUGAUGUUGUUCGCGCCAACACUUUUGUUUCUCAAAAGAAAAACCUAAAACUUAUUGAUGUCGAUGUCCCGGUGAUCGGAGGACAUGCCGGAAUUACGAUUCUACCCUUGCUUUCGAAGACAAAACCGUCGGUCACGUUUACCGAGCAAGAAGCGGCGGAUUUAACGGUUAGGAUUCAAAAUGGCGGGACGGAGGUUGUGGAGGCGAAGGCGGGGGCGGGGUCCGCCACACUGUCGAUGGCGUAUGCCGCCGCGAGGUUCUUGGAAUCGUCACUCCGGGCGCUUGAUGGUGAUUCCGAUGUUUACGAGUGUGCGUUUGUUGAGUCGGAAUUGACGGAGCUUCCGUUUUUUGCUUCGCGGGUUAAGCUUGGGAAACAGGGAGUUGAAGCGGUGAUUGGGUCGGAUCUUGAAGGGUUGACUGAGUAUGAGGAGAAAGGUUUGGAGGCUUUGAAGGUGGAGCUUAAGGGGAGUAUAGAGAAAGGUGUGGCUUUUGCACAGAAGCAAACAGUUGGUGUUUGA
Lactuca virosa is the source of this 1290-nucleotide messenger RNA. NCBI's taxonomy places the organism in Eukaryota, Viridiplantae, Streptophyta, Magnoliopsida, Asterales, Asteraceae. The record is from the annotation of a GenBank genome assembly.